Effrenium voratum is the source of this 5878-nucleotide messenger RNA. The record is from the annotation of a GenBank genome assembly. Lineage: Eukaryota; Dinophyceae; Suessiales; Symbiodiniaceae.
AGCUGUAUGAUGCUUAAGCUUUUAGGACGAGCACGCAUUUCACAACAGUCUGCUUGUUUAGCACCACACAUGCAAAGUGGAGAGGGCUGCCAGAGCCAUCUUAGCUGACGGAGCAAACCUCCAUUUGUGAGCAUCAUGCCAUCCAGACCAGCUGCAGGCGUGCCAUGUACUGGGCCAUCUACGCCCUCCUCAGUCUGAGGUGCGGGAGCCUUUCCAGCGGAGUUCACGCAGGAGCAGCUGGGUGGGCUUUGCGCUUUGACGGCGUGGAUGACUUUGUAACGCUCUUGGCGGAGCUGCCGGGGCCGCCGUGCACCAUCGAGUUCUGGGUACAGCCUCUCGAACUGCGCAACGGCCUGGGGCAGGAGAUUGUGCGCUUCAACCGCUUCGGGGUGCUUUUGAGCCGGCACUCCACCAUUGGUGGGAGGGUGCUUCUGUCAGUGGAAUACCUGGGUUCCCAAGUCCUCUCCUACAACGCCACCGUAGACUUUGCCAAGCUAGAAGCAAGUCCUGGUGAUGUGUACCACUAUGCCAUGGUCAUGACUGAGCUUGAGAGCCUGAUUUAUGUUGACGGGGAGUUUGUAACACGAUAUUCAAUGACUCCAGCAGAUGUCAAAGCACUAUGGCAGCCUGAUGCACCCUUUCCAUGGAUGCUGGGUGCCAGAGUUCAAGAAAUAGGUGGCGAAUGGAGGACUGACGAUCGAUCCUUUGGAGGAUUCAUUGAUGAAGUCAGGUGGUGGAACAUCAAUCGCAGCCAACGCGAAAUACAAGAAAGUAUGUUCCACAUGGGCAUCCAAGAUGAUCCGCACCUGAUCCACUCCUGGAGUUUCGAUGAUCCAUUCCACACAGGCGCACCUGCCGGGUUUGUGCCUGGUUCUGGCAAUCGAUAUCGCUCACCAGAAUUUACGCCGUCGCCAUUUCGUGGCUUUGGGGCGCCAGUGGUGAUCCAAGCAAGCAUUGGGGACACCUGGCAAGCUGUCGAAAUUUGCGCCAGCUUCGACACGAUGCCAGAUGCCGUGCAGGGCAGCUUCCCGACCUUGCAGCACGGUUUGCUGAAAGCGCCAUGGGAGGCCACUGCGAGCAACGCCACGGUUGCCGUCAACUUGACAGAGGUGCGGAGAGGCGACCAUCUUACCCAACUCUGCGGUCACAUCAUGUUCCUGCCACGACUGCCGGGCUUUGAGGCUGUUACUUUCAACAUCACUAGCGGAGAACGGGAGACUUCAGCGGAGGGUGUGUUGCAUAUUCAUAUUCGUUUGAACCAUGCUCCUGUGGCCGGCAAGGCAAUGGCAGUCAAAACAGAUGGUAAGGCCAGCUAUGCAUUGCUGGGCCACACUCAGUUCUCAGCUGACCUCUCUUUUUCUUUGUGGGUCAAGCCGGAUGUGUUGACUGAAGAUGCCUACAUCCUUUCGCGCCAUUUGGUAUCAGGCGGAAACGUCCUUCUUUUUGGCUUCUGGCAAUUUCGCUACUACUUUUCACUCCGAUGUCGGCAAAGCUGCAAUGGAGGUCAAGAGACAGUGGAUGAGGCUUUCAUGCCUGCGGAGUCUGACAGCGAGUUGGUUUUGCAGACAGGCAUGACUAGCAAGCAGAUACAGGACGCGCGCAUUGAGCCACACCAUAUUGGGGUCACCUUGAAAUGCUUGACAUAUGGAGGCGGCGUUCCGGCGCGCUCCAGGCUAGUGAUGUACAGGAACGGUGAGAUGAUCUACCAGAACUCCAACUUUGCGGUGUGUCCUGAUACAGUCGAAGGCUCCGGCAAUCUCUCCUUCACCCCUUGGGAGCUGGGCGCGGAGUAUGAUGGGGCUGAAUGGGGCAAGCAUCUGGCAGGUAUGGGGGUGAUUCCGUCCAACUUCCUCCGCGCUACCUUUGACGAUGUCCGAUUCUUUGCAGCUGAGCUGACAGAGGUGGAGAUGGCGGAAGUCGCUGCCGGUCGGGCUGCAAGAGACGAUGCCUUGGUUCUCCACUACACCUUUGACAGUGACGACGAGUCUGCCUGCAUCUUCCGCCGCUUGGUGAACAGAAGCACGAGGUGCUUCAACUUCAACGAGGAGACGUGGCAGGUGGAUGCCAGCGCCCUGAUGCGAUUCCCAGACAUCAACUCCGGCAUUGGAGGUGCCCAUCACGUUCCUUCCCCAUUUCCGCUGAGAGGUGCCAUCGUCCACCACUCAAUACCUGAGAGGAGCUGCGCGCAGGUGGCGCUGGCAGCCUUUGAUGUGGACGGAGACGUUCUGGUGUUUCGCUUGCGCUCUGGCUCUGAGGGUGCCAGCUUGAUCGGCAGCACCUUGCGCUUUUGUGAUGCUCAGGGGGGCCGCCGUGACGUUGCGAUCGAAUAUGACGUUUGUGACCCUCACGCUUGUGCUUCCGAAGCUGCUGGCUGGGGUGUGCUAAUGCUGCACAUCUUCGACGCAGGGCCCGAGGUGGUGGCGUUUCAAUACUUGCCUGCAAGUCACCAGCUUCGCCUGGUGUUCGGCAACGACACCAACCAGCCGCACGUCGGUGGAGACUUGGAAAAGCUGUUGAGCAUAGGUAACCUUCUGGCAACAGACAUCAUGGAUGCUCGCUGGGAAACGGCGAGAGCACUACGCUUGUCUGUCAGGCCGUCCGUUCAGAUCACAAAUGCCACGGUAACUCUGAUCUUCAGCGGAGGUUUGCGGGAUGCAGCUGAAACCUCUUUCCCUUCCUUUGGGCUUGGGCCUUUGCUGGAGACGAUUCAGUGUCCAAAUGCCACGACCCUGCUUGCAGGGCAGCCUGACUGUCAGGGCUGUUUGGCCGGUGAGUUCCUGGAUGGAGAGAGCUGCAGACCGUGUUGGCCCGGCCGAUUUGCCGGCCCCAGGUCGGCCCAGUGCCAGGCGUGCCCUCGAGGAACCUGGCAAAGCCUGCCUGGGCAAUCUGUUUGUGAGAACUGCAGUCAAAGGAUUCGUGGCAGCAUCACGACGGAGCUUGCAACUGUAGACAUGAACUGCAUUUGCCCGGAGAGCACGUUUCUGGUGAGAGACACCCGUGGCUUGGCGUGCGAGGCGUGCGGUGAAGGCUUGUACUGCCCUGGAGGCAACCAGCCCCCACUUCAGGCAGCGGGUUUCUUUGCGAGAGAUGUCAAAAUCGAGCGAUCCAUCCUAGUGGCGCCGCCGCGGAUGGUUGCAUGCAUGCAGCUGAAGUGCCCAGAGCGCCGAACCCUGGGCACUUGCCCUGAUCAGCAGCAAGACUUGGCCUGUGAUGUCUGUCAAGACGGCUUUCAAUGGAGGAGCGACCGCUGUGAGCCGUGCACCUUCGAGGGAAACCUUGUGCUGAUCUUCUUGGCUGUCCUUGCAGCCCUCGCUUUGCUGGGUCUCACUUGGAGGAUGACAGGUCCGUCGAGCGACCCGCCAGUCUUCCACAGCGACGUAGCUACCAUUGCGGCAUUAUUCAACAUAAUUGCAAACAUCCUUCAAGCGUUGGGAACUGUUGCUGAGCUUCCACUCGCCUUCACCAGCAGUCAUGGCAGUCCCUGGAUCCUUGAAGCCAUGAAGUGGGUAAGUCUGAGCGCAGAAAUGCUGGGGCCUGGAUGCCUGCGUGUGAGCAGCGAGCCUUUUGUCCCGUAUUUGCUUUGUUUGUCAGCUCUUCCGGCAGUGCUGACUAUGUUGGUCGUUGCUGCCAAGACUCGUCAGUGGGUGGGCUCUCCUGUUAAUUGGUCAUCCGUAUUCAGCAGUCAGGGAAUAGUGGUGCUCCUGCUGUACUUGCCUGCAGCACGUCUUGCAGUAUUGCCCUGGCAGUGUGUCGCAAAUCCUGACCGGAGCAGCUCAGUAUAUACCUUCCGCUCAGUGCAAUGCUGGGAAUCAAGGUCUCAUGCAAUAAUGCGGUUGGCCUCCAUAGCCGCAUUCUGCCUAUUUGUGGCGACGCCUUUGGUAGCCAUACUUUGGGCUGUGCGCGUCUAUCCCACUCGGAUACAGCGGCCAGGGGGCAUCCACUUCAUGAUGCGCUGGCGAUUCGCAUUUGAUCGCUUCUCUGCGCAUAGUUACGGCUAUGCUGCAAUAUUCCUUCUGCGCAAUCUGGCGGUUGCCCUCAUCCCUGUAGUAUUUGUGAACUCUUCGCAUUUAAAUGUUCUUUUCCUGAGUCUGGUGCUGAUUGUCAGCACGGCUAUUCAGACGCAUUUGUUCCCAUGGAGAACCUACUUGCCAAACCUGAUAGAUGCAGCUGGCUCGAUCUUAGUAUGUGGACUUCUUGUUGCUUGCAUGUCAUUGCUGGAUUUACCGCCGGAUGCGGUCGAUUUCAUGUCCAGCUGGAUAGUCGGCCAAUUGGUGUUCAUGGUGUUCGUGUUUGCCCUCAUUUUCAUGUGCCAGCUUAUUAUGGCUUCUUGCAGCCGCAAGCUCUACCAUAUUUUCUUAAGCCAUCACAAAGCGGGAGCAGCUUCCUUGGCACGUUGGUACAAGACCUGCAUGAUGAACGAAGCAAGCGUGAGCAUAUUUUUGGAUUCUGAUGAUCUCCUCAGCCUGGACAGCCUGUUUGACACAAUUGCGCACAAGACCGGCAAUCUCGUGGUUUUGCUGACAAGGGAUAUCCUCUUCAGGCCGUGGUGCGUGGGGGAGGUGGUCUGCGCCGUCAAGUCGGGGAUUCAUAUCGUGGCCGUGGCAUGCAAUGACUUCGUGCCCCCGAAGUGCAACAUGCUGGAGGAGCUAGAAGAAGCGUGGACGCCCUCCGAGAAGAAUCUCCUGGCCAGCCACGGCAUCUCCAUGCGAGCGGUGGGACAGGCCCUGGAUCGCUUGGAGACAGUCCCAACGUUGGAGCUGGAUCGCUCUGCUAGUGAAGACUGUCAGCUGGAUGUGGUCGCGAGCACACUGAAAAGGCUUUGGCUGUCCAACCAUAAACCGCAACAAGGGUCGCGACUACUUUACACUUCAGCCUUGGUUUAUGCACUCCAGUUUCUUGAAUGCUAGUUCCUUUUUGCGAGUGCCUGGGCUGAGAGGGGCAUUGGUUGAGUCAGUUCUCACAACACCUGCAGGUGUCAGUUGAGCCGCGUCAACUUCGGGUGGUCGCCGGGAAAGUCUGCGCCUAGGCUCACUCAGACUCUUGGCGAAGUACGCUUGGUUAUAUUGAAUUCUUGGCAGCACGAAGCGCGGACAUGCUCCUUUCUGGUUCGCCGCAAGCUGAUGGCCUUGAUGGAUUUCUCUGUGGAGGUUCUGCAGGAGAAACAACUUGGAAUUCUGAAUGCUCGGAAUUUCCCAUUGCUGGACUGUGUGCUCGUGCUUCUGACCUCUGGCGUGCUUUCAGAAUUGUUUACUGCCAACGCACUUGUUCGGGCUAGGAAGAACUUUGCAGAAGUGGAUUUUGCUCCACUGAUGGCAGACCAAAACUAUGUUUUUCCAGACUCCGUGUUUUGGGCGAAGCUUGUGUCCGGCGAAGUUUUCUCUUCUUCGCAGCUGCUCCCGGGGCACACACUGGCGGACGUGAAAGCUGCCUACGAGCGGCUUCUAUCGACCAUAGCCAUGCGCUUUUCGGCGAAUGCUUCCGAGGCCCUGCAGAAGAUCGAGGUGUAUGAGGCGAGUCAAAAGCUGCAGCUUUUGAUCAAUUCGGCUCGAAAACCCUUUGUGUAUGAUGCGCGUAUCUCAUUGGUGACGACAUUGCCAACUGAAUCAGAUAUCCCUGAAGAGAUGACGAGCACCAGGUUGUCCUUAUAGGUCUUUCAGUGCUGCCCGACUUGCGCAGACUGUUCUCGUGUUUGUUUGUUCUACUUUAACCUUUCCUCUUUGCAGUGAGAGAUGGAGCCUUCGAGUGCGAGAGUGUGGACUUCAAAGAAGUGGUACCAUGCUAGCAACGUAUUUGCCUCAAUGUGGCCUGCAAGCUGUUUCAGCAAUGGCUGAGCAUAUGCUCACAACCCAAAGUGGUGAGUGCCAGAGCCGGAUGGUUG